Molecule: messenger RNA, 2225 nt
Organism: Cannabis sativa
Lineage: Eukaryota; Viridiplantae; Streptophyta; Magnoliopsida; Rosales; Cannabaceae
Product: xyloglucan galactosyltransferase MUR3
Exons: 1
Coding region: 265-1995 (576 amino acids)
Molecular function (GO): glycosyltransferase activity
Source: RefSeq, a predicted model, not a curated record
AAAUGUAUCAAUUGUACUAAAAAUAAAAUAAAACAAAAUAAAGUUACAUUCCUUUUUUAUAAUAAUAAUAAUUAAGAAGAAAAUAAGAGGAAAAAACUUGAACGCUGCCUUAAACAACCACCCCAAUUUCAAAGCAGCUCUUCGUUUACCUCUCAAGCGAUGCCUUUUUCAAUUUCUUAAAUCUCUAUAAUCUGAAAGCAACAAAUCUCUUCCCUGGUUGGAGAUUGACCAGAAACUCUACGACCCAGAAAAGAGUUAUCAUCCAUGAAAUUUUUUGGAGAUAAAAUUACGAUGUCCAUCAUUGUCAAAUGCCGAUUCUGGUUCGUCGUCUUGGCCUCUUUUCUUUUCUGGUAUUUAUUGCUUUGCUUUUGUAAUUAUAAUUCAACAACCACUAAGGGUUCCAUCACAUUCAAAUUUGAAAAUAUGAUUGAGCCUAUACCAUUUUAUGAAAACGAUACCUUGUUCGGUACAAAAACAGAGGAUAUUAACAAUAUUCUUAUCAGAACAGAAAAUGGGGACAAACCCAGUAGUGAUUUUCACAUUGUCAAUAAUGGGUUAAAAGGUAUUGAUCAUAUUUUGGAGCCUGAUAAUCGUCUCGCGCCAUCGGCUAGUGAGGUUCAUAGCAAAGAAAACAUAGAGUUAGAUACCAAACCCAUAAACGACACAACGCGAGAGCGAGAAUCCAAUGAAGAUUCAGAUUCAUGUGCAGGCCGAUAUGUCUACAUUCAUAAUCUACCAAGAAGGUUCAACCAAGAUUUGUUGAAGAACUGUGCUUCGCUUAGUAAUUGGACUAAUAUGUGUGAGUUCACAUCAAACUCUGGUUUUGGUCCUCCUCUUUCAAAUCCCGGGAAAGUGUAUUCGAACAGAGGUUGGCAUACGACGAACCAGUUCUCAUUAGAGGUCAUAUUCCAUAAUAGGAUGAAACAAUACGAAUGCUUGACAAACGACACGUCGUUGGCUUCGGCUUUCUUCGUGCCUUACUAUGCUGGUCUUGAUGUUGCGCGGUAUCUUUGGGGUUACAACAUAUCCAUGAGAGAUUCAGACUCACUCGGGCUUGUCAAAUGGCUAAGACAGAAGCCCGAGUGGCGAAAAAUGUCGGGCAGGGAUCAUUUCCUCGUCGCGGGAAGGAUAACAUGGGAUUUCAGGAGGCUAAGUGAUGAGGAAUUCGAUUGGGGAAACAAGUUUCUCUUCUUACCCGAGUCAAAAAACAUGACGGUUUUGACAAUCGAAUCAAGUCCUUGGCAUAACAAUGACUUUGCCAUACCGUAUCCUACUUACUUUCACCCUUUGAAAGAAGUUGAAGUGUUUCAAUGGCAGAACAGAAUGAGAAGGCAAAGAAGGCCUUUCUUGUUCUCCUUUGCCGGUGGCCAAAGGCCUAAUAUUAGAGACUCGAUUCGCGGUGAGGUCAUUGAGCAAUGCAGGGCUUCUAGGAAGAAAUGCAAGCUGUUAGAAUGCCGUGAUGGAUCAAACAAGUGUCAAAAGCCAGAAUUCGUUAUGAAAAUGUUUCAAAGCUCUGUUUUUUGCUUGCAGCCUCCGGGGGAUUCGAGUACUCGAAGAUCGGCUUUCGAUUCAAUCUUGGCAGGGUGUAUUCCUGUCUUUUUUCAUCCGGGUUCGGCUUACAUUCAAUAUUUGUGGCAUUUGCCUAAAAGUUUUACAAACUAUUCUGUGUUUAUACCUGAUAUUGAUGUCAAAAAGAGGAAGGUGAGCAUUGAGAAGACUCUGCUUCAAAUACCGAAACAGAAAGUUGCAGAAAUGAGAGAAGAAGUUGUAAGAUUGAUACCAAAAGUGGUAUAUGCUGGUUCGAAAUUGAAGAAUCUUGAUGAUGCUUUUGAUAUCUCAGUCAAAGGAGUUGUCGAAAGAGUGAGUAGAAUAAAAAGAGAAAUGGAGGAGGGUAAGGAUUCUAGUUUGGAUUAUGCAGAAGAAGUGUCAUGGAAAUACAACUUUUUUGGGACAGUUGAAGAUCAUGAAUGGGAUCGUUACUUUGAAAAGACAUAGUGAAAUUUUGAUUGGUUUAGACAUUAUAAGAAAACUUAUUAGGGAAUAUUUUUGUAGUUGUUGUUGUAAGAAGCUAGCUAAACUAGUAGUCUCCCCUCAAAAACACUAUAGUCAAUGUUUAUUUAUUCCUUUAGUUGUUGAUUUUAUUUGUAGUAAUUUACAAUUUUGAAUAUUCCAUUAGAAAUUAUACCCACACUACUGGUAAUCAAUCAAAAUCAAGUGUUUGGCAA